Messenger RNA from Chondrus crispus (carragheen), 669 nucleotides. RefSeq lists its product as hypothetical. The record is from RefSeq and is a predicted model, not a curated record. The transcript is spliced from 2 exons. Lineage: Eukaryota; Rhodophyta; Florideophyceae; Gigartinales; Gigartinaceae. Bases 1 to 669 code for a protein of 222 amino acids.
AUGUGGACCGGCCAACUGGGAAAAAUCGGGGCCACGAAGCACCGCAUUGAGCUCGAGCCUGGUGCUCGCCAGAUUUACAAGGCGCCUUACCCUGCCGGACCAACCGCACGGGAAAAGGAGAAAACAGAGAUCGACCGCAUGCUACGGGCAGGGGUAAUCGAACCCGCCACGGCCGAAUGGGCAAGCCCUGUAGUAUUCGUCCGUAAAAAGGAAGGUACCAUGCGGUUCUGUGUCGACUACAGAACGCUCAACGCAGUUACCGUUCGGGAUUCCUAUCCGUUGUUGAGGAUGGACGAGUGCAUCAAUUCCCUCGGCGACGCUACUACGACGUUCGCGUCGCACUGCGGAUUGUACCGUUUCCUCCGCAUGCCGUUCGGUUUGAAGAACGCCCCCGCCACCUUCCAGCGGGCCGUCGACAUUAUACUGUCGCGGGUAAAAUGGGAAACCGCACUGGUCUACCUGUAUGAUGUGAUCAUCUACUCAAAGACUGUAACGGAACACUGUAGUGCAAUGUGCCUGUCAGGCCGGAACCAGGGUCUAACGGUCCAGCAACAACACAGCCAACAAACAACAACCAACAAGAGUUGCCGACGGCACAGCCCUACGGAGUGUCCGAUUCUCCCUUUCCCUUUAAGUGGGUUUGCGGCCCACAGUAGCUCAAGUCCCUGA